Colletotrichum graminicola M1.001 is the source of this 2421-nucleotide messenger RNA. RefSeq lists its product as uncharacterized. Bases 1 to 2421 code for a protein of 806 amino acids. The transcript is spliced from 9 exons. Gene Ontology annotation, cellular component: membrane. The record is from RefSeq and is a predicted model, not a curated record. Lineage: Eukaryota; Fungi; Ascomycota; Sordariomycetes; Glomerellales; Glomerellaceae.
AUGGCUUCCCAUCCCCAAGGAGAAGCUCUCGACAAUGUCGAGCACAACCCGUACGCCUCUGCCAACAGAUGGCGUCAUCAGGAGAGCUCGGCUUUCGCGCGCCAUGCCGCCGCCGCCCAUGGCACCAUCCAACCCCGCGACCCCCAAGAGCGAGGCACCACCGACGACCUGGCCGACUUCCUAAACCGCGACCGCGUUGAGCCAGAAAACCCCAACGCUCCUCCCAACUUCAAGCCUAUCAUGAUCGCUGCUGGUGAGGCCACCGGCGAGGAGGCGCCGCGCUCGAACCCUACUCACGCCAAUGAGCGGGAUGCUCCUGACGGCAGAGAGAUCAUCUGCGGUCCGCUGCUCAACUACCGUAGGAUGGACGGGGAUCGCUGGUACGGAAGCGUCUUGAUUGUUGCCAAGGGCGGCGGCAAGACGCAGAGUUUCGCUCCGCACCUGGUCCUGCGUCCCGUCGACGCAGCCAACGGCCAGCAGGCCCACACCGAGUCGAAUGGGAUGAACGGUACCAACGGCACUGUCAACGGCGAUGGCUCCCGCGCGGCAAACGGCGACAGUGCGAGCGGCACCGAGAUCCAGGGUCAAUGUCUUUACUCGGACCCGCGCAACACGUUUUGGGCCUUUGAUUUAUCUCUUCCGCUCAGCGAAGCCGAGGCUAAAUGGGCGUACUCGGUUCCGGACAUGCGACAGUCGGCUACCAUCCGGCCUGACCGCUUCCACUUCUUCGUCCCCGCCAUCAACGAGUCGAUGCGCAUCAUGUUCCACUCUUGCAACGGUUUCAGUGUAGGCACCGAUGAGGACGCCUGGAGUGGCCCCGCCUUGUGGAACGACGUCAACCGACACCACAAGGAACGGCCAUUCCAUGUCAUGCUCGGAGGAGGCGACCAGAUCUACAAUGACGGUAUUCGAGUCGACGGACCCCUGCGCGAAUGGACCGAGAUCGCGAAUCCCAAGAAGCGCAGAAACUUCCCGUUUCCGGAGAAGCUGCGCCAGGCCUGCGACGACUACUACGUGAAGAACUACAUCCGCUGGUACUCAACGGAGCCUUUUGCGACUGCCAACGCCCAGAUCCCCCAGCUCAACAUCUGGGAUGACCACGACAUCAUUGACGGGUUCGGCUCGUACGUUGACGAGUUCAUGCGAUGCGAUGUGUUCAGGGGCAUUGGUGGAACUGCCCACAAGUACUACAUGCUGUUCCAGCACCACCUACCCCCGCCAGUGUCCACCUACACGUCGGAUCACACCACGACAUCGGAGGGCCAAGGCCUCGACCCCAACCAGCUCAUGGACACCUAUGUUGCCCCUGCCAAGUCUGACCCCAGCUACAUUGUUGGAAAGCAGCCUGGUCCAUACGUUGCCGAGCACUCACACAACAUGUUUGCCCGAUUGGGAGCGCGAAUUGCCUUCCUUGGCAUCGAUGCGCGAACCGAGCGCACACGUCACCAGAUCAACUACCCCGAGACCUACGACUUGAUCUUUGGCCGUCUGAGGCAGGAGCUGAAGUCGGCCGCGGAGUCGGGACGCCCAUUCAAGCAUUUGAUUCUCCUGCUGGGAAUCCCCAUCGCAUACCCUCGCCUGACAUGGCUUGAGAACGUCUUCAGAAGCCCGAUCAUGGGCCCGGUGAAGUUCUUGAAUCGGAGAUUCGGUCUCGCCGGCGGCGUCUUCAACCACUUCGACGGCAGUGUCGACUUGCUCGAUGACCUCGACGACCACUACACAGCCAGGACUCACAAAAAGGAACGCAAUGCCCUCGUGGAGAGACUUCAGGCUAUCGCGUCAGAGUUCUCGGUCCGUAUCACCAUUUUGGGCGGUGAUGUGCACUUGGCGGCUAUGGGCCGCUUCUACUCCAACCCACGCCUGAACAUCGCCACGGAGAAUGACCACCGUUACAUGGCCAACGUGGUCUCUUCGGCCAUCACCAACAAGCCUCCACCAGCGGCCAUCGCGAACUUAUUGGCCAGGCGGAACAAGAUCCAUCAUCUGAACCACGACACUGAUGAGACCCUGCUCAAGUUUUUUGACAAGGACCCAGGUGACACGAGCAAGACGUCGAAUUCCAACCAUGUGACCAUGCCCAGCCGUAACUUCGCCAUCUUGACAGAAAACUCGCCUAACAAUGGGCUCGCGGCACCCGUCAACGGCGACGCACGUUCCAUGAUCUCGGGUAAGGGCGGGCACGAAUUCCUGCACAACGGCGAGGUCGAGUCCGGCUCAAAACACAAGGCUGCCGGCCAGCAACACGGUACCGGCAAUGAUGGUAGCUUGGACAUCUGCAUCCGCGUUGAGAUCGACCAAUCCAACCGGGAAGGCAUCACCGAGGGCUACGGCGUUACUGUGCCUCAGCUCAAGUACCGAAGCCAGCCCGAGCCGGUCGAGCCUUUUCCUGAGCAGGAGCGCCCCGCUGGGCAUGGAGAAUAG